CCACCGCGGCGUCACACGCGGGCGGCGGGCGCGGGGCCGCAUCCGCAUCGGCCGCUGCGGGGCCGCGAACAAAGAGGUGGAGCCGAGGCGCGAGAGUGAAGUCUGCAAUGGGUGUUACAUGAAUCGUUUUAAGGGGCUGCAUACAGCUAUGACAUCUGCGAAGCCUGUUUCUCAGUAAAGCAGAUCAAGAUGGAUGAGUCUGCCUUGCUGGAUCUUCUGGAGUGUCCUGUGUGUCUAGAACGCUUGGAUGCAUCGGCCAAGGUCCUGCCUUGCCAGCACACGUUUUGCAAACGAUGUUUGCUGGGGAUCCUAGGUUCCCGGAAUGAACUUAGAUGUCCUGAGUGCAGGACGCUGGUUGGCUCUGGGGUUGAGGAGCUUCCCAGUAAUAUCCUGCUGGUCAGACUUCUGGAUGGCAUCAAGCAGAGGCCUUGGAAACCUGGCCCGGGUGGGGGCAGUGGGACCAACUGCACAAAUGCAUUAAGGGCUCAGGGCAGCACGGCUAACUGUAAUGCCAAGGACCUGCAGAGCUCCCAAGGUGGACAGCAGCCUCGCGUGCAAGCCUGGAGCCCCCCGGUGAGGGGUAUACCUCAGUUACCAUGUGCCAAAGCAUUAUAUAACUAUGAAGGAAAGGAGCCUGGAGACCUUAAAUUCAGCAAAGGAGACAUCAUCAUUUUGCGACGACAAGUAGAUGAAAAUUGGUAUCAUGGAGAGGUGAAUGGAGUCCAUGGCUUUUUCCCCACCAACUUUGUGCAGAUUAUCAAGCCGUUACCUCAGCCCCCACCGCAGUGCAAAGCACUUUACGACUUUGAAGUGAAAGACAAGGAAGCAGAUAAAGAUUGCCUGCCAUUUGCCAAGGAUGAUGUUCUGACUGUGAUCCGCCGAGUAGACGAAAACUGGGCUGAGGGAAUGCUGGCAGACAAAAUUGGAAUCUUUCCCAUCUCAUAUGUGGAGUUUAACUCGGCUGCCAAGCAGCUGAUAGAAUGGGAUAAGCCCCCCACUGCAGGAGGGGACGCGGGAGAAUGUACCUCGGCAGCGGUCCAAGGCAGCGCGGCCCCCAAGCACUCCGACACCAAGAAGAACACCAAAAAGCGCCACUCCUUCACGUCCCUCACCAUGGCAAGCAAGUCCUCCCAGGCCUCCCAGCACCGCCACUCCAUGGAAAUCAGCCCCCCCGUCCUCAUCAGCUCCAGCAACCCCACCGCUGCCGCCCGCAUCAGUGAGCUGUCUGGCCUAUCCUGUAGUGCACCUUCUCAGGUUCAUAUAAGUACCACUGGGUUAAUUGUGACCCCACCCCCAAGCAGCCCAGUGACCACCGGUCCCGCGUUCACUUUCCCAUCAGAUGUUUCCUACCAGGCCGCCCUUGGAACUAUGAAUCCGCCUCUUCCUCCACCCCCUCUCCUGGCUGCCACUGUCCUGGCCUCUACACCACCGGGCUCUGCUGCUGCCGCCGCUGCUACUGGAGUGGGACCAAGGCCUGGGACGGGAUCCACUGACCAGAUUGCACAUUUACGGCCUCAGAGCCGCCCCAGCGUGUAUGUUGCUAUAUAUCCAUACACUCCCCGGAAGGAGGAUGAACUAGAGCUGAGAAAAGGGGAGAUGUUUUUGGUGUUUGAACGUUGCCAGGAUGGCUGGUUCAAAGGGACAUCGAUGCAUACCAGCAAGAUUGGAGUUUUCCCUGGCAAUUAUGUGGCACCAGUCACAAGCAGGACGGUGACAAAUGCUUCUCAAGCUAAAGUCCCUGUGUCUACUGCGGGACAGACGAGUCGAGUGGUGACCAUGGUCAGCCCUUCUAGUGCAGGAGCGCCUGCCCCAAAGCUCCAGGGAAAUGGUGUGGCUGGCAGUCCCAGUGUGGUUCCCACGGCCGUGGUGUCAGCAGCUCACAUCCAGACGAGUCCUCAAGCUAAAGUCCUGUUGCAGAUGACUGGGCAGAUGACCGUCAACCAAGCCCGCAAUGCUGUGAGGACAGUGGCAGCACAUAACCAAGAGCGGCCCACGGCAGCGGUGACACCCAUCCAGGUUCAGAACACCACCUGCCUGGGCCUUGCAACUGUGGGCCUGCCUCAUCAUUCGCUGGCCUCCCCACAGCCUCUGCCUGCUAUGGCAGGUGCUGCUGCUGCUGCUGCUGCGGGCAGUAUCAGUAGAGCCAGCGCCCCUCUGGCCUCCUCGAGCAUCACCGCUGCCUCCCUGGAAACGGAACCCAGUGGCCGGAUGGUGACCAUUCUCCCUGGAUUGCCCACAUCUCCCGACAACGUUUCCUCGGCUUGUGGGAACAGUUCCACAAGCAAGCCAGACAAGGACAGUAAAAAAGAAAAAAAGGGGUUGCUGAAGUUGCUUUCUGGAGCCUCUACCAAACGGAAGCCCCGAGUGUCCCCUCCAGCGUCACCCACCCUGGACAUGGACCUGGGGGGUGGCGAGUUGUCCUUGCAGGGAGCGGUGGGUCCUGAGCUACCCUUAGGCAGCAGCCAUGGUAGGACCAACUCCUGCUCCAUGGAUGGGGAAGGAACCGCCACUGGAGCCACAGGAGCAGCCUCAGUCCAGGAUGCCUUCCACCGGAAGACCAGUUCCCUGGACUCCGCAGUACCCAUCGCUCCACCUCCCCGGCAGGCCUGCUCCUCCCUGGGUCCUGUCCUGAAUGAGUCCCGGCCUGUCGUUUGUGAAAGGCACAGGGUAGUGGUUUCCUACCCUCCUCAGAGUGAAGCAGAACUUGAACUGAAAGAAGGAGACAUUGUGUUUGUUCAUAAAAAACGAGAAGAUGGCUGGUUCAAAGGCACAUUGCAACGUAAUGGGAAAACUGGCCUGUUCCCAGGAAGCUUCGUGGAAAACAUCUGAGGACACUGACACUGAGAAGGCUUAAAAUCACCCACACAACAAAAUAGCACAAAGCAGUUUCGUGGAAAGAGCACAUCUGUGGACUUCCAGGUUGUCAGAAGCUGAGGGAAGGGUUGGCGUGUGACUCCACAGCUCUCCCAGCACAGAUCCCCCAAUGACAAGAAUAAAGUAUCUGGAUGUCGUUCUCACUCUGGGGUCUGAUUGUAAGGUGUGCCUUGUACUGUCUGAUAUACUAUACGGAGAAAUCUUUUUUUUUUUUUUAAAGAUCUAUAACUAAAAUGGACAAUUGUUUACAAGGCUUAACUAAUUUAUUUGCUUUUUUAACUUGAAUUUUUCUUGUAAUAGAUAAAAAUUCUUUCGAUUAUGAUUUUAAGAAAUUAUUAAUUUAUGAAAUGAUAGCGAAGGAGAAGCUGGAUCAUCUCCUGUUGAGAGCAAGAGAUCCUUCUCAGACAUAGAAUGCAUCUUCCCUGCCCUUGUUCACUUCUCUCUACCAUGCUAUUUUGCUUCUCUGAAACAGAAAUGCCAGUUCUUAGCCAGGCACCAGUUAUGGCUCACACCUAUAAUUCUGACUGCUCAGGAGGCUGAGAUCUGAAGAUACAGGUUUGAAACCAGUCCAGGUAGACAAAUCUGUGAGACCCUUGUCUCUAAUUAAUUAGCAGAAAGCCUGAAGUAAAGAUGUGGCUGGAGUAAUAGAAAGCCAGCUGUGAAGGGAAGAAAAAACCGAGAGCACAAGAUCCUGAGUUCAAACCCCAGUACUGGUGCGCAUGCACACGCACGCACGCACACACACACACACACAGAAAGAAAUGCCAUUUCUCUUGAUUUGUGUUUGGGUUUUCUUUUGUAUUUGGGAAAACCAAACAUACAACUACCUGGAGAACAAGGGUCUGGGGGAAAGGGAACAGAAACUUGAGAGAAGAAAAGUUAGCAAUUCCCUGUCUUUUCUAGUCUGAUCAGGAAUCAGCCUGAAGACUAGUACUCAAUUAAGUUUGAGGGCUUUAAAUUUUUCCUUGAAUCAGUGAGGCGGUAAGGAAAAAUAAAAAGCACAACCGUAGACAAAAAUGUAUUCCGAAAUGUGUAGUUUUGUAGCAGGAGCAGCUCAAUUCUUUGGGUAGACAGUAGAAGAAAUUGAAGUUGUGUUCCUUGAGAAUGGCCAUGACACAUAAUUUCCAUUUUUCUCUGAGUGGUGUGCAUGUCCCAGGACACCAUCAAGUGUUUGUGAGGUGGCUGUGGUAAGUGAUGCCCUCAUGUUGAAGUCAAAGGCCGUGAGAAACACUGUGAAAGGUUUCCAUUUGUCCAUUGUGAUUCUUUCUCCUCCAUCUUGCAUGUGUUACUGGAGUCCCACAGUGACAGAGGCUGCAUGGUAUGUAUAUUUCAUGGCGAUUUCCAGUCCAGGUUAGACUGCACUCAGAAUUGACCAGAGCAAGAGCAGGAAGUGUAACAUAAACAACAUUCACUUCUCUCUCUCUCUCUCAAAGCCGCUAACUGAGUGUUGGGGAAACAACUUGAGUGCACUCAGUCCCUUUCUAGUGAAGGCAUCCAUCAACCGGCACAACAGUCCUUAGUGACAGUGCUCUUUUGUGUCCUCCCAGCAGACAGAAGGAAGGACAGGUUGAUCCAGGAGACUGUGGGCUCUUGGGCCUGGAGACUCCUCCUGGGGAGGGCCCAGCUGAGCUUGCCUUUAUAUCCAGUCUUUGAUGUGAUUGGCCACUCCCACCGAGUUCUGUAGGAUGCCACCCAGUCUUCAAUCUGGCCAAUCCAGAAAACAGAAAGGAGGGAAGACCAGCCUGGUAGUGAAUGAGAUUAAUACCACAGUUUUCUCAAAGAAAAAAAAAAAACAAAUACAAACCUCAUCCCUAUUUUUCUUUGUGUGUGUGUGUGGGGGGGGGGGUUGGUUUGUUUGUUUUGUUUUUGUUUUUACUUUGAAGAAUUCAAGCUGGGAAAUAGAAACAUGAAGUGAGCAGUCAUCUUGCAAGAUCGAGAGGUUUAAUUGUCUUAAAAAGAUAUGUCAUGUGGUCCAAAAUAAAAUCAAUCAUUCCUAAGUUACUUUUUUUUUUUUUUUAUAAAACACUGUAUAUUAUGUUCGUGUGUCUGUUAAAUUUUUUUAAACAAAUACUUUACUUGGAUAUUCAUGUAAUAUAUAAGGUUUGGUGAAAUGAUCUUUAGUUAGGAAACAAAGGAGCUGACACCAGCUUUUGUGGGUGUAAGUUGACACCAAUGUGUCGUAAUAUUCUUUAUUUUGGGAAAUCUGUGUAUUUUAUAAAAAUUUUAAAAAAGUCAAAAGACUACUACAGGUUAAGAUUUUUUUACCUGUCUUUUUCUCCAUAUUUUAAGCUAUGUGAUUAUGUACCUCUGUUAAUAGUUUCCUGGUAUAAAGUUGGUCCAAGUUUCAUCUGUUAAUAGAUCAUUAGGUAAUACAAUGUAUGGGUUUUCUAUUGGUUUUUUUGAAGACAGUAGAUGGAUUUUGUAACAAGGGCUUGUUACACCAUGAUAUGGUAAUGAUAAAAUUGUGAUUUAUCAUUCCUUUUCAUGUGAACAAUUUGAGGACUGGAUAAAAGGUUUUGAGAUUAAAAUUUGAUGUUCAACCUUU
Molecule: messenger RNA, 5419 nt
Organism: Dipodomys spectabilis (banner-tailed kangaroo rat)
Lineage: Eukaryota; Metazoa; Chordata; Mammalia; Rodentia; Heteromyidae
Gene: Sh3rf1
Product: SH3 domain containing ring finger 1
Exons: 12
Coding region: 190-2829 (879 amino acids)
Molecular function (GO): protein binding
Source: RefSeq, a predicted model, not a curated record